CUGUGACAUUACACAAACACUCGCGCUUGCUCACUAGCACUACUCCUAUAGCGCCAGCUGCCUAGAUCUGUUCGUCCUUGUGAAGGUUUUAACACUGUACAGCUGAGGAGAAUACUGAUAGGAAACUCAAAGUUGAAAAAAUAGAAGAGAAGCAGAAGGUAAAAGAACAGUAUAUUCUUUUUUUUCUCUUUAAAGUUCAUCAAGACAUUUUUCCACCACUCUUUUUUGGGACUCUCUGCCCCUGACAACCCAUUGGGGAGACAGAGUACAAGGGGCCAGGUUUGCAUGACACGAGCCCUGAGGUGAAUGAGGUUGUCAUGGUAACUGACACUGGAGGGCUGACCCCAGCUCCGCGGACACUGAAAGGAGAGGGAGGCGUCGUGGCAAGCCAGCGAAAGUAACAGGCAGCCGCCGGAGCCAGGGAGGAGGAAGGCAGGAGAUCAGAGGGCUAGAAUGGAGGACGGCUUCUCCAGCUACAGCUCUCUCUACGACACCUCAUCGCUGCUGCACUUUUGUAAUGAUGACAGCGCCUCGGCGGCAAGUAGCAUGGAGGUGACAGACCGUAUCGCGUCUCUGGAGCAGCGCGUGCAGAUGCAGGAGGAUGAAAUCCAGCUGCUCAAAUCAGCGCUGGCUGACGUGGUGAGGAGACUCAAUAUCUCUGAAGAGCAGCAGGCCAUGCUCAGCAGAAAGGGACCAACCAAAGCUAGGCCAAUGAUCGCAGCCCUGCCGCUGAGGCCCACGGUCAACAACGGCAAUGUCCUACCAAAAAAAAGCAGCAUGCUGCCAUCACCCUCGGCUUCCAAGAGGGACAGCAACACACCAGCAACCAAGAGUUUCUCCAGUCUGUCCAGCUCGUCCAAGCUUCUACUUAGACCACUGUACAGCACUGUGAGAAGAACAAGUUCAUCAGAGCAGGUGGGACCUGCUAGCAGGAAAGAGGGUGGAGUCGAUGCCAAGAGCAACCGCACACGCACAGGCUCCAUUGGGAGCAACUCAAGUGGCAAGAGAGCCAGUGAAAGCAAACAGAGGGAGCCUGUGUUCAGUGCUGGUAUGCGGCGGGUGACAUACUGCAAAGAUGAAGGAUAUGUCAAAAUGUAUUUGAAAGGACGACCCAUCACCAUGUACAUGCCUAAAGACUUUGUGGACACAUACUGCCUAGAUGCAAAAGCUGACCUUCCUUCUAAGAAGCUGAAGUUAGACUGGGUCUAUGGCUACCGUGGACGGGACUGUCGAUGCAAUCUUUACCUGCUCCCCACGGGAGAAACGGUUUAUUUCAUCGCCUCUGUGGUUGUGUUAUACAACGUGGAUGAGCAGCUGCAAAGACACUACACUGGACACACUGAUGACAUCAAGUGCCUUGCUGUCCAUCCUGAUAAAAUCACCAUAGCAACAGGACAAGUGGCUGGCACCUCUUCAGAUGGCAAACUAGCUCCUCAUGUGCGUGUCUGGGACUCUGUGAGUCUAAACACACUGCAUAUACUUGGCAGUGGCUUCUUUGAUAGGGCCCUAGUGUGCCUCUCCUUCUCAAAGUCGAAUGGUGGCAGCUGGCUGUGCACAGUGGACGACUCCAACGACCAUGUCUUGUCAGUAUGGGACUGGCAAAGGGAAGACAGACUUGCCGAAGUUAAGUGCUCCAACGAGUCUAUUUUCGCCGCAGACUUUCAUCCCACAGAUGCUAAUGUAAUUGUAACAUGUGGCAAGUCUCACCUUUACUUCUGGUCACUUGACAAAGGCUCCCUUGUGAAGAAACAGGGCUUGUUUGAGAAACAGGAGAAGCCCAAGUUUGUCCUGUGUGUGACUUUUUCAGAAAACGGUGACACCAUUACUGGUGACUCCAAUGGAAAUAUACUUGUAUGGGCCAAAGGCUCUAAUCGCAUUAGCCUGGUCAUUCAGGCUGCACAUGAAAGCAGCAUCUUUACACUGUGCAUGCUGCGAAAUGGCACUCUGGUUUCGGGUGGGAAGGACCGCAUGCUCACCUCCUGGGAUGGAAACUUCCAGAAGAUUCAAACAGUGGAGGUCCCUGAAGUAUAUGGGCCUAUUCGAACGGUUGCUGAGGGGAAGGGAGACACAGUUCUUCUUGGAACAACCAAGAACUAUGUCCUGCAGGGCAGCCUGUAUGGGGCAUUUACUCCCAUCACCCAGGGUCACACAGAUGAGUUGUGGGGUUUGGCCAUGCACCCUCUGAAACACCAUUUUCUUACCUGUGGCCAUGAUAAACUGAUUUGCCUAUGGGACUCUGACUCGCAUCAGCCUGUUUGGACCAAGACGAUAGAGGAUGCAGCUCAAUCUGCUGGGUUCCACCCUACAGGGGUGACGGUUGCUAUAGGAACGCAGACUGGCAGGUGGCUUGUUCUGGAUACUGAAACUAAGGAUCUAGUCACAGUGCAUACAGAUGGGAAUGAACAACUCUCGGUUAUGCGUUAUGCUCCAGAUGGGAAUUUUCUUGCAAUUGGGUCACAUGACAAUUACAUCUACAUCUAUGCUGUAGCUGAGAAUGGCAAGAAGUAUAAUAGAGUGGGAAAGUGUUCGGGCCAUUCCAGCUUCAUUACUCAUUUAGACUGGUCUGUAGACUCCCAGUACCUGGUGUCCAACUCUGGAGACUAUGAAAUCCUUUACUGGAUCCCCUCCGUUUGUAAACAAGUCGUGAGCGUGGAAGCCACACGAGAUAUCCUGUGGGCCACCUUUACCUGCACUCUGGGCUUCCAUGUGUUUGGGCUAUGGCCAGAUGGCUCAGAUGGGACGGACAUCAACGCUGUCUGCAGAUCCAAUGAGAAGAUACUGCUCGUCACUGGAGACGAUUUUGGAAAAGUUCACCUCUUCUCAUUCCCCUGCUCUCAAUCCCGAGCCCCUAGUCAUGUCUAUGGGGGACACAGCAGUCAUGUCACCAACGUCAACUUCCUAUUUGAUGACAGCCACUUGGUGUCCACCGGGGGAAAGGACAUGAGUGUAAUGCAGUGGCGGGUGGUAUAGAUGACUACUGACAGAGAAAUUAAUCCAGAACUGAAGCGGGACUAAUCCAGAUUCUCUUUUAUUGGGAUCAAGGAGGAGUGAUCAAAUGCAUACUGUAUGUGAUGAGGCCAUGCAGGCAGUUUUAAUUUUAAUUAAUUUUAUUGGCUGUUCAUACUCAGGACCCCAGCUGCCUGAUUUACAACCCAAUAGGGAGUGAGGUGAACUCAAAUUCAGUAAAACAUAAAACAUCAUAUUCUCUAUAAGAGCAGCUGUACAAUGUGAUGCCAAAGCAUGUGAAUUUAUUUCAACUUGUGACAAAGAAAUGGAAAGGGGUUAUAAUUAACAAUGGUUUAUGACCCCACCAUCUGGCCUCAUUAGGUAUUGCAAGCGCUCCUUUGUUAAGUUUCCUGAUUAACAUUUAUAUGAAAUGCCUCGAGCAAAUUUGGUAUAGAUUUUUAGCCUUCUUUUUGAAGAUAAUCUGUAUCAACAUUUUUACAAUUAAAGGUGAAACAGCAUGAUUUCACCAAAAUAUAGCACCUGCACUGUGUGAUCAAACUGAUCACCUCUGUUAGCACUACCAAUUUCUCUUAUGACCUGGAAAAGGCUUCUUAAAUGAUGACAGCUCUACAGCCACCAAUUCCUAGUGCAGGUACAAUGAAGCCUAUGUCUCUCUUAUGAAUCAUAAUGGACUGUAAGUUUAUCUAACUGAUAAGCAAUUAAUGGCUCAUUUCUAAACCUCUCCAAGUGAAAAUCAUUGCCAAAUGGGCAUAAAUGGAUAUUCAGGCUAAAUGUAACAAUAUCGAUACAUAACUUGUUUUAACAGUGCCAGAAAGUCUAAUUAUGUAAUUAUUUUACACCACUCUGUAUCCAUGUGUCUCUCCAUAGCAUAAUGAUUCUAUUCAAGCUUGAGUCCAUUUGCAUUAAAAGACAAUGCAUCUUAAACUUAUCAGGGUUUUAAAUGACUGUAGUUGGUAUAUUAAAACUGUCUAUGCAUGCAGAA
Messenger RNA from Electrophorus electricus (electric eel), 3949 nucleotides. RefSeq names its product EMAP like 1 (gene eml1). The record is from RefSeq and is a predicted model, not a curated record. Gene Ontology annotation, cellular component: mitotic spindle. Gene Ontology annotation, biological process: microtubule cytoskeleton organization. Gene Ontology annotation, molecular function: microtubule binding. NCBI's taxonomy places the organism in Eukaryota, Metazoa, Chordata, Actinopteri, Gymnotiformes, Gymnotidae.